CCUUCCUUUUCCAGCUACUCCACCCCCUUUUGUAACUGUCUGUUCUCGCGAGGCAAGUAACUCCCUAAUGCCCUCGUCCUGUUCAAAUGGUAUUCGUUCACCUGAGCACAACCCAUCUGCCAAGCGUGGUAGUAAACGCACAGGUUCGGCAAAUCGCGUGAACAAGUUUCCUAACCCGUCGCCAAACAAAAAAAACCAAAGCAACACGAAUAAUGGCAAUGGGCAUGCCCCCAGUAAAGAUACCGUUAGAACAAACCAAUCUCGUUUAGAUGAGCCUAGUACGCCCAAGAGUCCAGCUGUGACCACCGCCCAUGCACCCGCACCGUCGACACUGGAUGAAUCACCUGUUAUGAUCUCUGUCGCCAAGGUUGCUGGACAGCCGCCCGAAGAAGCUUCUCACACAGAUGAUGCAUCCGUACCUUCACAACCAGAUCACAUUGUAGACACUCCCAUGGUCCAAUCAGAACAGCAGCAAGCGAAUUCUCAAAAUCAGAUUAUUCUGAACCACCCUCCAGAGGUGCAGAGUUCUGUACUCCCUCAACAACCAUUUGUACCUUUACCUUACAAUUGUGCUCUACCCUGUACCAUUCCUGACUGUCAGGGAUGUUACACACAGAUUUGUCCUACCGGCACAGUGCCAAUUUCAACGGCGUCUGUGUCAUUUUAUCCUCAACGCCCGCUCGUCACUGCAGUUUCGUCGGUGGCCACAAGCGGCGCUCUCACUAGUAGUGUGACCAGUGGCUCUCCUGGAGGACCAUGUUAUAUUCUUGUCGGACAGGAACUGGAAGCUCAGAGGCAACAGCAGCUUUAUGCGACACAGAUGGCCCUGUCACAAAUGAACUUGAACGUAUCAUUGGCAUCCGACUGUGCUGUCGGAGUUCCAUUGGUCCAGACCAACGGUUACGUUCGUGACGGCCCUGUUCCAGGAACGUUUAUUCAAGGUGUUUCCCAACCAAGUAGUUUACAGAUGGUGCCACAGUCCCAGCUGAAAGGUUCACCGCUCGUGAACAACGGUUCCAUGUACGCUCUACCUCACGGUGUCAUACCGUCCGUCGCAGAUCCAGCCACCUUGGUGAUGCAGACCUGCUCCGCAACUGGAUCGACUGGCUGUGCGACACCCAUCCAAAGUAUCUAUAACAGCACACCAUCAAACGCCAGUACAACAAGUGGAUUGGCCGAACACAUACCAAGCCAAACCACCGUUCCACUCGAUACGGGCAACCCGAUGUCAACAUGGCCCGCCACCUAUUUGGACCCGAGCGGCAUGUGGUUUCCAUCCACCUACACACAACCGUUCUACCCAUCACUACCGACCAAUCCAUUGUUGAAUUACACCAAUACCGGAAGUCUCUUACCAGCCGUAGCCACCGAUCGAUGCUAUCAAAGUCCCACACUGUCCAACACACCUUGUGAAAAGGUUCCCGGUUCCUUGCCGGUCUCUGCCUACCAGUCCGCUCUUUCAGCUCCGCUCUACUCGAACGGAGUUCGACUACCACUCAAGUCAUUCUAUGGCCUGGGACAGUCCCCGAAUGUGAUGUGUACCAGCAAUCAGACAGUUUCCAACGCGGCCAGCCAACCUUUCGGUAGUGGUAACAAUUGGAUCAACCCGACCUACUAUCAACAAUUGUUGCUCCAGUCGUUGGCCAAUUCGAGAACGACCGCUCAGACCGGUGUUGGGACUCAGUAUCAUCCCUUGUUCAACUACGGUUUGCAAUCGUCGGACCGCUUGGGUACGCUAAGCGGCGGUAGAAAACGAGGUUCUGCGACUACAGGAGUUCGUACAAUACCUUGCAAAGUGUUUGAUGAGUCCGAACUGGCUGCACUGGAAUUACGUGUGAAUCCCCCAGAAUUGGACCGAUCCCUUCUUGUCCGCACGCGAUAUUUUGUGAUCAAGUCGGAUUGUGUAUAUAACGUGCACCAGUCCAUUCGACACGGCGUCUGGUGUUCAACACGUGCCGGCAACCAAUGUCUGGAUGACGCCUUCCAUUCUGUCCAAGUGCCAAAAUCCACCAACACGCCUUCAGAUACAUACUGUGAUCGAGAUUUGGUGAUGCCCGCUUCUGCCCCUCGGAUCCUCACCGGUCCACUGAGUCAUAUGCCAGGUCAUAUUAUCCUCUUCUUUUCCGUCCGAUCUUCGGGUUACCUGAGUGGGGUAGCCGAGAUGAUUGGUCCAGUUAACCCUCAGAAGCGCUGUUCCAUUUGGCAAGAUGCUCGGUUCCGCGGCGAGAUCCCCGUUAGGUGGCUGUAUGUCAAGAAUGUCCCAAACAAUUUGAUGAAACACAUCAUCGUUGACAGUCGUCCUGUGACAUCGCUGCGUGAUACCAGUGAAAUUUCACCGAGUACCAAAGGCGAGGAGCUCUUGAACAUUGUUCACAACUACUGCCCUCAGCGGAUGCCUGCUGUGUCUCAACCCUAUUGCGGUUGACUUUGCGGUUGUGCUGGAAGCCGGGGCUGAUCCUACACAUGACUGACUCCGUUCAAAAAGAAGUGUCUUCCAGUCGUGGGCGAUACUUUCCUGCUCAACGUCAUUUUCUAGAUAGAUCCUCCAGAGACCAAUCCUAUCGUCAUCCACAUUCUGUUCAUCGAUGUUCAAAAGACUCUAAACUAUCAGGAUGCAAGGUGCUAAUAAAAGAUUGGACGAGUGUCUCACCAAGACUGAUCACAUGGUACCAGAACAAAUUUAUCUAUGCGGAUGAUUGCCUCACAUCGGAUGACGGACCGAAUACUAGAAUCCCCGAAGUUCGUUCCACCUACCUUCAGAUUAGGUACAUCCGUGGUCGACAUGACGUUAGCCUGUUGGCAAACGACAAGGUUGAGAGUGCGAUAGUACGCUCAAUGGUACUAUUUGCUUGUCAAGCCUAA
Molecule: messenger RNA, 2862 nt
Organism: Opisthorchis viverrini
Lineage: Eukaryota; Metazoa; Platyhelminthes; Trematoda; Opisthorchiida; Opisthorchiidae
Exons: 7
Coding region: 68-2425 (785 amino acids)
Biological process (GO): mRNA destabilization
Cellular component (GO): cytoplasm
Molecular function (GO): mRNA binding
Source: RefSeq, a predicted model, not a curated record